This is a messenger RNA of Triticum aestivum (bread wheat), 1006 nucleotides long. RefSeq lists its product as uncharacterized. The transcript is spliced from 2 exons. Lineage: Eukaryota; Viridiplantae; Streptophyta; Magnoliopsida; Poales; Poaceae. Gene Ontology annotation, biological process: protein ubiquitination. The coding region runs from base 35 to 739 and encodes 234 amino acids. Gene Ontology annotation, molecular function: zinc ion binding. The record is from RefSeq and is a predicted model, not a curated record.
UCUGCACGUUCGGAUCCUUGCUAGGUUGGUAGCAAUGGCGAUGCCGAAGCACCCCGCGGACGGCGCAGUAGUCGACCGCCGGCUCGACGCGACCACGAUAUGCUUCUCCGAGGAGCCCGCGCCGGCAGCCUCCGACGGCGGCAGCCACCGGUUCGCCCUGCGCGUGAUGUGCAGCGUGACGCGGUCCCUGGAGUUCCGCAGGAGCGGCCGGCACCCGAAGGUGGUGCUGCAUAAGUACACCAAGGCCGGCUGCGAUUCCGCCAUAAUGUUCCCUGUCGGCGACCUGUCCACGCUACAGAGCGACAGCGCCUGCCAAGGUGCCCUCCGCGGGAUGCUGGCGGAGCUGGGUCAGCUCCGGGCUCUCCACCUCGACGAGGACGAGUGGGACGCUGUCGUGCCCGCGGAAAUCGUGCCGCAGAUCGUCCGCGUGGCGCGCGGCGAGGACGCCAAGGACGGCUUCACUUUCUGCUUCGCGAUGAAUGUGCACCGGCGGAUCAUACACGGCGAGGAGGCCCUGCUGAUGGCGUGCAAAGAGAGGGAGCUGGACCUGGACGGCGCCGGGACGACGGACGACUGCGCGAUCUGUCUGGAUGGCCUGGAGGGAGAGCCCGCCGUGGAGCUGCCGGCUUGCCGGCACUCGUUCCACCGCCGGUGCAUUUCCACGUGGUUCUCCAAGAAGACGACGUGCCCCAUGUGCCGCGAAGACGUUAUAGACUCUGUGCCCUGCGGAAGUUUCUGAACCUGUCGACUGUAGUGUACCGUAGAAACGUACUGUAUGACUCAAGGGUAGCCCAGCAGCUUUUUGGGUAAUUUUUUUGUGUACAUAACUACUACACCUGUAAUACAUGAUCUGAAAAACAUCAAAAUUAAUCAGAUAACUGAAUCUUCCUUCCGUAACACUGUCCAAAUCUUCUUCCGGUUCUUCCCUAUUUGUGUUUUAUAUUAUUCUUUUUGUUUCUACUAGCAAUCAUGCCGUACGUUGCACCAAUAAAAAAAGGAACAUUUA